UGUCAUAACAUUCUUAUCUUCGUUUAUUUUACAUUUUCAAAAAGCAGUAUUGGAUCAUAAAUUCAAAAAAGCCAAAAAUCUAAAAACAUAAACGACUAAAAAAUGUUGAAUAAAUUAAAGAGAUCUUUCAAAGCCAAAAAAGAUCCUCAACAAUUUCUUCAAUGUGGAAUUGGAGAGAAUAAAUUCAAAAUGAUUUUGCUGAAUGAACCAAAUCCCCAAAUUAAUGCUCCUGAGGAGAAACCACAUUUCCUGCCAUCUGGAUUCAAACCAAUAUCUGCAUCGACUCCAAAGAGAUCUCGAGAAUCAUUUAAAAUUAUUGAAGAACCUUCACCAGUAUUAAGUCGAGUAUCACCAGCACCACGUCUUAAAAUGUCACAAUUUAUUGGUCAGAUUCCUCAAAAAAAUGCUAGAUCAUCAUUUACGUCAUCACCGUUCCAUUAA
This is a messenger RNA of Eupeodes corollae, 441 nucleotides long. RefSeq lists its product as uncharacterized. The transcript is spliced from 3 exons. The record is from RefSeq and is a predicted model, not a curated record. Lineage: Eukaryota; Metazoa; Arthropoda; Insecta; Diptera; Syrphidae. Bases 103 to 441 code for a protein of 112 amino acids.